AUGCCCGAGGAUGUUACUGAAUAUUUCUCCUCUACAAAGAAGUCACACCAUCGUAACAGUGAGUAUGAGGCCCUAGACACUUCAUCGUAUCAGAAAUCUGCUUACAGCCGACAAAAGCACGAAACCAAUGUGCGAACAAUUCCUGUGGGGAGCAGUAGCGCUGUGUCAACGCAUAUUUGUGAGGAUGAGAUGGGGUUUGAAGAUACUGAAUCACAAGAAAAUGAAACGGAGGAGGAAGAGGAGGAUCCAUUCAAGGAUGAGCCCUUUUUCAAGAGAAUCUAUCACAAAUAUUUGAUAGUCGAUAAAUCCAUUGCCGAUGUUUCCAUCUUAGAUUCGUUCAUGUACAAUAGCGAUCUAAGGCCUGUGGAGGAAAGAAGAAGAGCUUGGUCUUGGUUCAACUACUGUUAUUUUUGGCUUGCUGAGUGUUUCAAUAUCAAUACAUGGCAGAUUGCCGCCACAGGUCUACAAUUGGGGCUGAACUGGUGGCAAUGUUGGAUCACCAUUUGGAUAGGAUACACGUUCGUCGGUAUAUUUGUAUGUCUAGCAUCCAGAGCCGGCUCAUCUUACCACAUCUCAUUUCCUAUAACGACUAGAGCCUCGUUUGGGAUUUUCUUCUCAUUGUGGCCCAUCAUCAACAGAAUUGUCAUGGCUAUUGUCUGGUACGCAGUCCAGUCGUGGUUGGGUGUGGAACCGGUAUCUUUGAUGCUGCGUUCAAUAUUCGGUAACGAUCUACCAGAUAGGAUACCAAACCAUUUUGGUUCUCCAAACUCCACUACAUACCAAUUCAUGUGCUUCAUGAUUUUUUGGGCAUGCGAAUUACCAUUUCUGUGGGUCCCUCCGCACAAAGUGAGACAUUUGUUCACCGUCAAGGCCGUCUUGGUUCCAUUUGGUGCGUUCGGCUUUCUAAUCUGGUCAAUAAAAAAAGCACAUAAUAAAAUUGCAUUGGGUAGUUUGACCGAUACUCAGCUGACGGGUACAGCAUUUUCAUGGGCAUUCUUGAGAAGUUUGAUGGGUUGUAUGGCCAAUUUUUCCACGUUGACCCUAAAUGCACCUGAUUUUUCGAGGUUUGCCAAGACAAAGAAUGCAGCUCUCUAUUCGCAGCUGAUUUGUAUCCCAUUUUUAUUUUCGAUUACUUGUUUGAUUGGUAUCUUGGUCACCGCUGCAGGGUAUGAAAUGUACGGUAUCAACUAUUGGUCACCUGUGGAAGUCUUAGAACAAUAUUUGAUAAGAAGUUACACUAAGGGCACAAGAGCUGGCGUAUUUUUGAUAUCGUUUGUUUUCGCUGUAGCACAGUUGGGGGCCAACAUUUCUGCGAACUCGUUAUCCUGCGGUACUGACUUGACUGCCAUUUUACCGAAAUUUUUGAAUAUCAGACGUGGUUCCAUCUUUUGUGCGUGUAUGGCGCUGUGCAUUUGUCCAUGGAAUAUGAUGUCAACAUCUUCAAAGUUUACAAUGGCACUGUCAGCGUACGCCAUUUUCUUGUCCAGUAUUGCGGGGGUCAUAUGUUCCGAUUACUUUGUUGUCAGAAGAGGGUAUUUGAAAUUAACCCAUCUGUACUCGAACAGAAAGGGUUCGUUUUACAUGUACGGUAACAAAUACGGUAUUAACUGGAGGGCGUUAGUAGCAUACUUAUGUGGUGUUGCCCCAAAUCUGCCCGGGUUCAUUGGUGAUGUCGGUGCCCCCAAAAUCACAGUCUCCAUUGGUGCAAUGAGAGUUUACUACCUCAGUUACUGGGUAGGGUAUGCUAUCAGUUUUCUUGCGUAUACCAUUCUUUGUUACUUAUUCCCCGUACCAGGCCAACCAGUGAAGAAUAUCUUGAAGGAUAAGGGCUGGUUUCAGAUAUGGGCCGAUGUGGAGAAUUUUGAAGAGGAGUGGCUCGAAACUCUGGAAAAGGAGGACCUCUAUGACGACGUUGUCAGCGUUGAUGUGCACGACAGCGAUGAAAAGAAGUACUUUUAUUAA
Huiozyma naganishii CBS 8797 is the source of this 1962-nucleotide messenger RNA. It is a transcript of the gene FUR4, whose product is annotated as uracil permease. The coding region runs from base 1 to 1962 and encodes 653 amino acids. NCBI's taxonomy places the organism in Eukaryota, Fungi, Ascomycota, Saccharomycetes, Saccharomycetales, Saccharomycetaceae. Gene Ontology annotation, molecular function: nucleobase transmembrane transporter activity. The record is from RefSeq and is a predicted model, not a curated record. Gene Ontology annotation, cellular component: plasma membrane. The transcript has a single exon. Gene Ontology annotation, biological process: transmembrane transport; nucleobase transport.